Messenger RNA from Moneuplotes crassus, 3924 nucleotides. The record is from the annotation of a GenBank genome assembly. NCBI's taxonomy places the organism in Eukaryota, Ciliophora, Spirotrichea, Euplotida, Euplotidae.
GAAAUAAUUAUUAAUUUAAAUAUGUCAGUCCUCCCUCCAAUUGUAGAUGCUGGAUAUCAAAAAUCUGCUCCUUCAGAUAAGAGAUCAAACGAACCUGAGGAUGAGGAUAAAAAGACCUUCCAAGAGAGAGGGGAUAAAUCUGAAAUAUACUCAAGCAAAGGAGAAGACAUCGAUGAGGAAUCCAAGUUGUACCAACAGGAAUUAGAUAAUGACAUGCCAAAACCAAUUUAUUCAAAGUCUAAGCGGAAAAGAGGGAACAAAGUUGCUCCGAAAGUUAUUUCUAGUGUACCUGAUUUGAAAAAUAGCUCAUCUAUAAGAAAGAGAAAGGAAACUGAGUUGGAUGAAGAGAAUACACGCAUUUUUGAGCUGCAUGAGGAUAAUGAAGGGUAUCCUUCGAAUUAUAUAAAGACAACGAAGUAUAAUAUAUUUACUUUUGUGCCAGUUUCACUACUAGUACAGUUCUUCAGGAUUGCAAAUAUAUACUUCUUGAUAAUCUGAAUUUUAACCUUGAUUCCAACAAUUUCUACUCUGACACCCCUGACAGCGAUCCUUCCACUAGUAUUUGUGCUACUGGUCUCCAUGAUCAGAGAAGGAAUAGAAGAUUACUAUAGGUAUAAAUCUGAUAAGAAGAGUAAUGGGAAGAAAGUUCUUGUUCUUAAUGAACAUAACAAGUUUGAAAACCUAUCAUCCAGAGAUCUCAAAGUUGGAGAUAUUGUUCUAAUCCACAGUGAAGAUACAUUUCCUGCUGACAUAGUCAUGCUUAAGUCAUCAAACGGGCCUAAUGCUUUCAUCCAAACUAGUAGUCUUGAUGGGGAGAAGAAUCUAAAGAAGCGUUACGUACCCAAAGGACUAGAUGAGUUCACAAAGCCCGUUGAUGAGCAAGCUUACUUUCUUGGAGGAACUUGCACAACUUUGAUGCCUGAUAAAGAUUUACAUGAUUUCACCGGGAAGCUUGAGGUCAAUAAUGUCACAUACUCUCUUUCAAUCGAGCAACUUAUGCUUAAAGAUUCAAAACUUAAAAAUACUAAUUGGAUUAUUGGCACCGUUGCCUUCACAGGGAGAGAUACAAAGGUUAUGCUGAACAGCACAAAAUCUCGAAUAAAAAUAAGCAGUCUUGAAAAGCAGCUCAACAACGUCAUUGUGUUUCUAUUCUUCCUUCAAAUUCUAAUAUGAGCCCUUUUAAGUAUGAUAAUGACUAUCUAUGAUGAUGUGAAGGAUGAUAAUCAGGACUAUUAUUUAGGAAAUGGGCACUCAAACGAAGACCCAUUUCUUAAUUUCUUUAGUUUCUUCCUGCUAAUGAGUACAUUGAUCCCAAUAUCACUGAUCGUGACUCUUGAAGUAUUAAAAGUAGUCCAGUGCUACUUCAUCACACAGGAUGCUCAGAUGUUUGAUGUUGAGGCUGGAGCUGGCACCAAGGUCAGCUCUACUACCAUCAAUGAAGAAUUAGGGCAAGUCACAUAUAUAUUUUCUGAUAAAACUGGUACACUCACUCAAAACAUUAUGGAAUUUCGAUCUCUCCUAUGAGGUAAGGAAACUUAUGGCCAAAUUGGCAAACCAGGAGCUACAAGAAAGCUAUCUAAUGUUGAAAAAAAAUAAGGAAUUAGAGACUAACUUCAAAUCAAGGAAGCUUAACAGAGUAUUAAGUGAACCUAAAGAGGAGAGUAAAGAUCCUCUAGUAAUUUAUUCAACAAAUGGUAACACAAAGAUGGAACUCUGAUCAGAAACUGAAAAGGUUCAGGAGCUGAUCAAACUCUUAUCAGUCUGACAUGACUGUGAAGCUGAAGAGGCUGUUGUCGAUGACAAAAAUAUCAAGUUUUACCAAGGGGCCUCUCCUGAUGAAAUUACCCUAGUUGAUUUUGCCAGAGACCAUGGAUUUGAAUUUGAUGAAGCUAAUGAUAAAGCUAUUUAUACAAGUAUAAAUCCUGAGUCUGGGCUUACUGAUGCUCCGGUGAAAAAAGAGUACAAGAUUCAUAAGAAGAUUCCCUUUACGAGUGACAGAGCGAGGAUGAGUGUGCUCAUCACUGACCCAGAUGAUGGACAAUAUAAGCUCUACAUCAAAGGUGCAGAUUCUAAAAUAAAGGCUCUACUAGAUCCCAAGCAGAAAGAUCCAGAUGCCAUGCAGAAGUUGGAACAAUUCUUAAACAAAGCUUCUUCACAAGGUCUCAGGACCCUUCUGAUGGCUUGAAGAGUGCUUGACCCUGAAGAAUUCGACAAGAUCCAGAGCGACCUCAGAGAAGCCGAAGCUGAUGUGGUAAACGCAAAGGAAAGAGUAGCAGAGAUCUCAGAGGAAUAUGAAAAAGGAGUAGUCCUCCUAGGAGCCACUUGUGUUGAGGAUAAGCUUCAAGAAAAUGUCUGAGAGACCUUGGAAGAUUUUAGAAGAGCAAAUAUUAAAGUAUGGAUGCUUACAGGAGAUAAGUUGGAAACAGCUAAGAAUAUCGGGUUUUCAUGAAAAUUGUUAACCAAAGAGAUGUUCAUAUUUCAAGCUCAAGGAGCAGAAGAAGCAAAAGAAGUUUUCACCGAGCAAAGAGUUAAGGAUAAUCAAGAUUUAAUGAAACAAGGGAAACCAAGAGCUAUAGUCUUUGAUAGUGGGGCUCUUGGACAUUUAUUUGCUAAUCCUCAAUCAUUGCAAUAUUUUAUUUCUAUAGCUAAAUCUUGUAAUGCCGUGGUGCUUAGUCGUGCUAGUCCAGCUCAGAAGGCUGAUAUUGUAACUUUAAUAUCAAAAGACGACCCUAAUAACAUUACACUAUCAAUUGGAGACGGAGCGAAUGAUGUCCCAAUGAUCUCCGUAGCAGAUGUUGGAAUAGGAAUUUUCGGAAAGGAAGGAGUGAAUGCUGCUCAAGCAGCUGAUUUCGCUAUUCACCAAUUUAAAUACAUCUGGGACCUUGUUCUAUAUCACGGAAGGUUUAAUUAUAUCAGGAAUUCUGAGCUCAUCCUAUACUUCUUCUACAAAAAUGUUAUAUUUACGAUUCCACAGGUUUAUUUUGCAUUCAUAUCUGAUUUUUCAGCUCAAACUAUUUUUGACGAUUGGUACAUCUCAUUCUACAACUUGUUCUUUACUUCUAUGCCUAUCAUGCUCAGAUCUAUUUUUGAGACUGAUAUAGACUGGCAGGUCUGGAAUCGGAACCAUAAACAAGACGCUGAGGAUCAUAGAGUCACUAAAAGAGAGAUUAUAAGAAACCUUACUCCCCGGCUAUAUUACAUAGGCAACAGGAAGACAAUCUUUACGUAUAAAAAUUAUGCUAUAUGGCUUUGAAUCUCUAUCACACACAGCAUUAUUGCUUUCUUUGGGACAUUAUUUUGCUACCAAAAUGCUAUCUUCAAUGAGAGUGGGAAGACACCUGAUCUAUGGUCCUAUAGCGUCUGAAUGUUCUUCUCAGUCAUACUAGGAGUCUCCAUCAGAUUAAUGAUAACACAGAGGUUGCAUAAUGUGUUCAAUAUCUUAAGUAUUUCGUUACUAAGCAUAAUGCUGUACUAUACUUACAGUUGGGUGUCGAACCUUACAAGCUUCAGUAAGACAUAUUUAACGAGUGAGCAGCUACAUACUUCGCCUCUGUUCUAUUUGACAAUCUUCCUGUGAGCCGGGCUGAUCUGAAUACUGGACCUCUUCCAACAGAGCAUUCUUGUCAAUCUAGUUGGGAGCCCUUCUGAAUACAUGAGAAAAGUUGCCAAUAAUCACAAGGAUUUCUCUGAAGGUUGGGAACUAGAGUUCAAUCGCCUUAUGAGAAUUAAGGAACAGAAAUACACUCUUCAGGAUAUUAAGCAUGAAAAUAUUAUUGCAAAGAAAAGAGCUCAAAGAAUGGCUGAUCUCCAACACAAACUAGCCAACAGAAAGAAGUAGCUGUUGGUAUUAACUCCAAAGAGUCAAUUAAUGCUAGCCAUUAUAGGAUUAAUUCAGAGGGGAGUAACUAAAUUAUUUCAUAUUUU